Messenger RNA from Fusarium musae, 522 nucleotides. RefSeq names its product 60S ribosomal protein L11 (gene RPL11). The record is from RefSeq and is a predicted model, not a curated record. Lineage: Eukaryota; Fungi; Ascomycota; Sordariomycetes; Hypocreales; Nectriaceae. Bases 1 to 522 code for a protein of 173 amino acids. Gene Ontology annotation, molecular function: RNA binding; structural constituent of ribosome. The transcript is spliced from 3 exons. Gene Ontology annotation, biological process: translation. Gene Ontology annotation, cellular component: ribosome; cytosolic large ribosomal subunit.
AUGGCUUCCGAGAAGGCAAACAACCCCAUGCGGGAGCUGAAGAUUCAGAAGCUCGUUCUGAACAUCUCCGUCGGAGAGUCUGGUGACAGACUUACCCGUGCCGCCAAGGUGCUGGAGCAGCUUUCUGGUCAGACCCCCGUCUACAGCAAGGCUCGCUACACCGUCCGAACCUUCGGUAUCCGACGUAACGAAAAGAUUGCUGUCCACGUCACCGUCCGAGGCCCUAAGGCCGAGGAGAUUCUUGAGCGUGGUCUCAAGGUCAAGGAGUACGAGCUCCGCAAGCGCAACUUCUCCGAGACUGGCAACUUUGGCUUCGGUAUCAGCGAGCACAUCGAUCUUGGUAUCAAGUACGACCCCUCCAUCGGUAUCUACGGCAUGGAUUUUUACUGCUGUAUGACCCGACCUGGUGAGCGCGUUACCCGCCGCCGCCGAACCAAGUCCCGUAUCGGUGCCAGCCACCGCAUCAAGCGCGAGGAGACCGUCAAGUGGUUCAAGUCUCGCUUCGAUGGCAUUGUCCGAUAA